Molecule: messenger RNA, 6616 nt
Organism: Zingiber officinale
Lineage: Eukaryota; Viridiplantae; Streptophyta; Magnoliopsida; Zingiberales; Zingiberaceae
Product: nuclear-pore anchor-like
Exons: 49
Coding region: 136-6387 (2083 amino acids)
Biological process (GO): mRNA export from nucleus; protein import into nucleus
Cellular component (GO): nuclear pore
Molecular function (GO): structural constituent of nuclear pore
Source: RefSeq, a predicted model, not a curated record
CCUCUAUUGGGCCACUCCGCUUCUGGUUCCCUUCCAUUCUGCCCAUUGCCUGAUCUCGCUCCUCGUUUCUCGGACUCCCAAGCGCUCCGCUAGGGUUUCAAGGUACCAUCUCCCACUGCUCGGCGGCCGACUCCGAUGCGGUUCUUCCUCUCUGAGGAGGAGUUCCGGCUCCUCUCAGAUGACGCUGCAGCGGUAGCGGAGCGCGCUGAGUCUGCCCUCCGCGACCUCCACCGCCAAGUCGACACCGUACGGGCGGAGUCCGACGCCGCCUCCAUUGCGGCGGAGCAGAACUGCGCUCUCCUUGAGCAGCGCUACGAGGCGCUUUCGUCUGACUUGGCGCGGGUUCAGGCCGAGAACGCUCAGCUCUCUGAGUCACUCGAGCAGAGGCUCUCGGAGAUCGCCGCAGCGCUAGCCGAGAAGCAUCAGCUUCACAUUAAGGCCAUUGCUAAAGACGGAGAUAUUGAGAGAUUGUCAUUAGAAGCUCAGGAACUUGGCAAGUCUAAACAGCAUUUGCUGGAUUUGCUGGAGCAGAAGGAUGCAGAAAUCAGAGAGAAAAAUGCUACAGUGCAGAGUUACUUGGACAAGAUUAUUAAUAUGACGGAUAGUGCUACUGAGAAGGAGGCUAGACUAUUAGAUCUAGAAGCAGAAUGUUCACGUUGCAAGGCUAUAUGCAUUCGUGUUAACCAGGAGAAAGAGCUUAUUGAAAAGCACAAUGCUUGGCUUAAUGAGGAAUUGAGUACAAAAGUUAACAGUCUUAUUGAAGAGCGAAAAACACAUCUGGAAGUUGUGGCAGAUAUGUCUGCCAAACUUUCCGAGUAUGAGAGACAGAUUAAUGAAUGUUCUAGUUCAUUGAAACACAGUACUGAAAGGGUAGGCGAAUUAGAGCUCAGAAAUGCCUCUAUUGAGAAGGAACUUUUCUCAUCUAAGGAUGCUGCGGCUGCCAAGGAAGAACAACUUAUUUCUGAACUGGCAACUGUUAGAAAACUUGCUGAGCUACACAAAGAACGAUCUGAGGAAUGGUCCAAAAAAUCUGGAGAGCUUGAGGGUGUUAUUAAAGCAUUGGAGUCACACCUCUCUCAACAUGAAAAUGAAUACAAAGAUAAACUUGAAAAGGAAUCUUCACUAAGGAAAAAUAUUGAGAAGGAUGCUGCUGACAUGAAAGAAAAAUUAGAGAAAUAUGAAGCUGAACUUGAUAGGGCAAGAAAAUCUAAUGAAUUAAGUCUUGUUCCAUCCAGUUUUCAUUCAGAUUCAAGCUUAGAAGUUCUACCAGUUGCACAAACAACCACUAGUGAGAACAACCAUAUUCUUGUCCCUAAGAUACCUUUUGGUAUUUCUGGAACAGCAUUAGCGGCUUCUCUUCUACGAGAUGGCUGGAGUCUUGCUAAGAUGUAUGAGAAAUACCAAGAAGCUGCUGAUGCUCUGCAGCAUGAGAAAUGGGGCCGGAAAAAUGCAGAAGCUGCUUUGGAACGGGUUCUACAUGAAAUAGAAGCAAAGGCUGAAAUGAUUUUAGAUGAACGGGCUGAACACGGGAGGAUGAUUGAAGCCUACAAUUUGAUGAAUCAAAAGCUGCAGCAGUCAUUGAUAGACUAUGAUAACUUUGAGAAUACAAUAAGGAAUUUGAAGGCUGAGUUGAGAAAGCACAAGCGUGAUAAUUUAAUUGCACAGAAGCAAAUAACUGAUUUUGAGAAGCAGGUAACAAUACUCUUGAAAGAAUGCCAAGAUAUACAAGUUCGCUGUGGUGUUACUUCAUUUUAUGCUGACAAUACUCUUAUAAGCUCAGUCAACAUUGACGAUCCUGAUGUUGGAAGGUCAACUUCUGAAUACCCAGUUUCUUUUAAGGACAUACAUGGACUAGUAGAGCAAAAUGUCCAACUUCGUGGUCAGGUGCUUAGCCUUUCCACUGAGAUAGAAAAUAAGGAAGUAGAUCUAAAGGAUACGUUCGAGUUCCAGCUCCAAAAGAUCACUGCUGAGGCAACAAGUAAGGUUGAAACGGUGCUUAAAAGGUCUGAAGAACAGAAUCAGAUGAUUGAAUCUCUUCAUGGUUCUGUUGCUAUGUAUAGAAGAUUGUAUGAAGAAGAGCAGAAGAUGCACACAUCUACUAAUGCAAGCACUGGAAAAUUUGAAGAAGAUGGAAAGAAGGAUCUUAUGCUUCUAUUUGAGGGUUCCCAGGAUGUUUCGAAAAAGGCAUAUGAGCAACUUGCAGAACGUGCUAAGAAUCUUGAGGAGGACUUGGCAAAGUUCAGGAGUGAAGUUGCACUAUUGCGAUCAGAACGCGAUAAGAUGGCCCUGGAAGCUAUCUUUGCUAAAGAUCAGCUUGAUGAUUUGAAAAAAGAAAUUGAACGCCAGAGGAAUGAGGCUAAUGUUGGCUCAACUAGAAAUUUGGAAUUAACUCAGCUAGUGGUUGAUUUCCAAAAGAGACUUCGAGAAUCUUCUAAUUCUGUACAAGAAGCUGAGGAGAAUGCAAGAAAACUAUCCAUGGAGGUGUCCAUUCUGAAGCAUGAAAAAGAGAUAAUUAGUAACUCAGAGAAGAGAGCAUUAGAUGAAAUUCGCAAUUUAUCAGAGAGAGUGCAUCGUCUUCAGGCUAGCCUUGACACAAUUCAAAGUUCAGAAGAGGUUCGGGAGAAUUCAAGAGCCAUUGGAAUGAAAAAGCUGGAGGAAUACUCAAAACGGGUAGAGAGAGAGUGGGCAGAAGCUAAGGGCGAACUUCAAGAAGAACGGGAUCGUCUUCGUGUAUUAACAAAUGACAAGGAAAAUAUACUGGAGACUUCAAUAAAACAAUUUCAAGAAAUGAAGAAAGAAUUAGCUGACGCUUGGGGGGCUGUUGCUUCUGCUGAAUCUAGAGCUGCAGUAGCUGAGGCUAGAUGCUCUGAGUUUGAAUUAAGGAUGAAGACUGCUGAAGAAAAGGUUGGCAAGGGGGAUAACAUAUAUGAGCAUCGAGUGUUUUCUCCAAACGAGGAUACUGGAGACAUUAGGAGAGUCAGAGAGGAAUUAGAAAGAUUGAGGGAGGAGGCACGCGCAAACAAGGAUUAUAUGAUUCAGUACAAAGAAAUAGCGCACACGAACGAAAUCGCUUUGAAGCAAAUUGAAUCUGCAUAUGAGACAUACAAAAUAGAGGCAGAAAGUGUGAAAAAGGCAUUAGAUGAUGAAGUUUUCUCUCUCAAGGAUAAGGUAUCUGAGCUUGAGAAAAAAUAUGUAUUGAAGUGUGAAGAGAUUCUCUCUCUUACUGAAGUGAAAGAUAGGGAAAUCUCAGCUCUUUUUGCUGAAACUUCUGAUCUUAGGAUGGAAAUUGCUCAAAAAGUGACUCAAAUAGAUGCACUGGAAACACAACUAUCUUCUUUAAAAGGAGAUCUAGACAGGGAACAUGAACGCUGGCGAACCACUCAGCACAACUAUGAAAGGCAGGUUAUUCUUCAAUCUGAGACAAUUCAGGAGUUGACUAAAACAUCUAAUGAGUUGUCUUUGAUGCAAUGUGAAAUCGCAAAAUUGAAAGAGGUUUCAGAUAUGCAGAAAAGUGAAAAUGAGAUCCUAAAGUCAUCUUGGGAAAAUGAUAAGACAACAUUAAAUGCUAUGAAGGAUGAAGCUGAAAAAAAAUACAAUGAAUUGAAUGAACAAAAUAAAAUAUUGCAUAGUCAGCUGGAGUCUCUCCACAUCAGAUUUGCUGAAAAAGAGCGCAAUUCUGCUGGACUUUCCUCCCAAUCUGUGGAUUUGAAAGCUGAGAGUGACUUGCAUAAUGUUAUCACCUAUCUUCGCCGCUCAAAAGAAAUAGCAGAGACAGAGAUAACUUUGUUAAAGCAGGAAAAGUCACGACUUCAAGCUCAACUUGAUUCUGCUCUUAAGGCUUCUGAGGCAGCUAAAGAGCUUCUCCACUCUAGACGUGAGAAUAAUAGAGCACUUAUGUUUAAUGAUGAAGAAUUUAAGGCUCUGCAGAUUCAGAUAAGAGAAAUAAAUUUGCUUCGUGAAAGUAAUGUGCAACUUCGCGAGGAGAAUAAGCACAAUUUUGAGGAAUGCCAGAGAUAUCGUGAUGAAGCUCAAAAAGCCAGAGUAGAUGCUGAAACAUUUGAAAACCUUCUAAGAGAGAAGCAGUUGCAGUAUGAAUAUUCCCAGAAUGAUGUUAACAUACUGAGAAUUGAGAUAAACCACCUAAAUAAUAGAAUUGCUGAGUUGGUUGAUUAUUCUAAAAAUAUUGAUCCUGAGGAGUAUAAGAAGAUGAAAAGUGAAGUUGAGCAAACAAAGGUGCUACUGAAGAAAUUUGAGAUGGAGAUUGAACCGAUAAAGAAACUUGUUUCAGACAAGCAAGAAAUUAUAUCCAAAUUGACAGAAAACCUUGCGAAAAGUGAGCUUGAUUUAGCUGAAAAGGAGAGAAGAAUUAAUGAUGCUGUUCAAAUCGAAGGAACUAUCAAGACGGAAAGUGAAAGACAAAAGAAAUAUAUCUCUGUUUUGAAGAAGAAAAAUGAAAAUAUAACAAAAGAGAAUGUGGAGCUGAACCAGGAAAAAGAAACACUUCUAAAAGAGAUAGAAGAGUUUAAAUCUGCCCGGAAAACCCCAGGUGAAACAUCAAUUGAACAGGCUACAAAAGAAAAGGACACAAGGAUACAGAUGUUAGAAAAAAUACUGGAAAGAGAGAGGGAGGAAAACAAGAAAGAGAAACAAAAACGGCAGAACACAGAGAAGAAAAUAUUUGAAGUUAUUCAGAGAGUUAGUAAGGAAAAGAAGUCCUUAACUGAGGAACUUUCAAGGCACAAACUUGCUGUUGAGGUGUUGAAGUCUGGUGCAGUAGCUACUUCACAACUCCCUUCCGAGUCCACAUUGAUCGAACAAUAUGAUCAGUACAUUCAGGCUGCUACUCAACUCGAAAAUGCUUCAGGUUCCAUGGCUGACGAUGGGCUGGGAAAUCCUCCUGUCCCAGUUACAGAGACAUCUGCUUCUGAGGCAUCUGUCUUUCCUUCUGUGCGACAAGUUCCUGUUCAGGUGGCCAGGCCCUUGACUUCUCCAGUUAAAUCUGCUGAGGAAAAGGAGAAAGGGCCUGUCAUUGGGAGACCAACAACUGCAGCAACUCGAAAGAUACCUGCGAGGAAGUUAGUCCGCCCACGUCUUGAGCCUCCUGAAGUGCCUCAAGGUGAUAACAGUGCAUCUGGUAUGGAAGGUUCUGCACCGACAGAAGAUGACAAAGCUGGUGCAUCUCAUGAACCUGAACCUUCUAGUGACAUUUUGGUGGGGCAUUCCAUAUCUUCUAGCCGCAAAAGUUUGUCCUCAAUGUCAGAGCAAAAAGAUGACGUUCUCUCAAAAGAUGAAGUUGGUGCUGAUGCCGUGCCCCUGCCAACAAAAAAAGAUUCUGAUGCAGUACAAGAUUUGAUUUCAUUGGCACAGCCAGUGCCGCCAAAUCACAAACGCCCGAUCUCAACAACAGAAGAUGAAAUUGAUACUGCUGCUGCUGCUCCACCUCUAAAGAAGUCAAAAGACACUGAUAUGCUGCAAGAUGUCUCUCAAGAUCUUAUUGAUGAGAAAACCAUCUUGUUAUCUGCUGAGGAUGAACCAGCAGAAACUUUGUUGCCAUCUUCUUCUAAUGUGUCUGAUUUACAGUCACCUUUGGAGGACAUGGAAACCGAUCAGGUUCCUGCAUUGCCUAACGAAGAGAUUGUUGAUACCAUGGAGGAAGAUGAUUCUUUUGCUAGGGAAGAACAAGUGGAGCAGCAAAACACCUUGGAUGAAUCAACUCACAAAGAUGAAAUUCAAGGUGAAGAGGAGACAGCUCCAGAAGAUUUUCUUGACAAUUCAAAAGAAGCAUGUGAGUUAUUGGAUGACAGCGUAAAGAAUGAGGGUGUAAAAGAAAUAUCACAGCCACCCCCUACAGAUGAGGAUGACAGAGAAGAGGGGGAGCUCCCUGAUGAACCUGAAGAGCAGCAAGAGGGUGGCAGAUUAGGGGAAGGCCAGCGUGAGUCAACUCCCAGUGAUGGUGCUGGUUUGGGUGAUGAAGCUGGAUUCUCUAUUGAUACCGUGCCACCUGAUCAAAGUGGCAUUGGCGAAGCUACAGAUGAGGUUCCAAGCCACAACAAUGAAGAUCAGUUUGCUCCUGAUAGUUUACAAAAUACUCUCGCGUUAUCUUCUGCUACACGUGAGGGUUCACCUAGUUCCACUUUGGUCUCUGCAUUGGCACAGCAGCAAAUUGCUAGUAGCACUGCAGACACAGAUGAGUCAAGAGUAGGAAGUGUCAUAUCCAUAGCUCAGAGAGCCAAGGAGAAUGCUCAACUGCGACAAGCUGGAAUUGCCACCCAAACAUCUGCUAGUAGAGGCCGAGGCUGGGCUGCUGGUGGCCACAGAGGCACUCGAGCAAUGCCGCGUGCUAGACGAGGUCGAGGUGGUCGUGGGCAGGGAUUUGGUGAACAGUGAGGUGUACGACAUCAAUUGGAAUUCUUUUGGAAUGUCUCUGUAGCGGUACAAAAGUCAUGUAUAAACUGACAUUUUUUGCCCCCCUAGACAUUGACCCUCCAGUAAUCCGAUGAAAAAUUCAUGCAAAUCACGAAGAGCCGUUCUUUGUAUAUGCUUCAUUUUUUGCGAUGUAUCUUACUAGUAUUUUAGAAGUUUUCAUGGAGUUUGUCUAUCGUACUAAUAUUUCACA